CCUCUUUGCUCUUCAUUUUUCUUCUAGCUCUCCACUCACGAAUACAGGCGGCGGUUAGUUAGGGUUUGCCCAUCUGCCAUCCGUCCAUCCGCCUGACUCCUUUCCACCAUCUCCGACCAUCCUUUCCUCCAUCUCUGGCCGACGACUUCGUCCAUCUCUGGCGGCUUCUUCUCCGGCCGGCGGCUGGACGCAGGUGCUAGACCAGACGGUGGCCAGAUCUUGCUGCCACACGACGUUGUUCUUGCUGCCUAGAACAAGACCUCUGUUGCUGCUUCCACACAACGUCGUUCCCACUGCAAGAAGACAUUGUUCAUGCUGAAAGAUAUUGUUCCUGCUGCAUGAACAAGACCGCCUCUUCGGUUGUUCCUGCUGCCAAACAACACCUGGUUCAGGACUAUUUAGCGAGGCGAAAGGUAUAUUCCAGAAGAUGCAGGACUGCAGUCACGCCCUGACUUGUUCUCCUACCUCACGCUGAUCAGAGCAUACAUAGAGGCUAAGCUGCACACUGAGGUAGAAGAACCCAUCUGGACAAUGCUGAGGAGCGACACGACAGGAAGCCACCUGAUUCUCGCGGUUUUGAAGGUGUAUAUGCUGGAGGCCAAAGCUCGCAGUCGAUCGCGACGUAGUGGAGCACGCUUUGGUGGCGGUCCGGGCCACAUCGAGCUGGUGCCGCAUGGCGUUCCGGAAGGACGAGCAUGGCGUGGUGAACGCUGUGCCGCUUCUGGACCUGGCUACAUCUGGUCUUGGUGCAGAACAAGAGUAUGGAAAAUACAAGCAUAUUGUGGAACUCUCGAAAGCAAUAUUUGGUCUAAGAGUGAAUUAUGUACAAUGGGAACCAGAGCUCCAAAAAUCAUGGGACGAUAAUCAGGUUCUAGAAGGGUAUCUGAAAGGAACACUGGGUUUCAAUUUUUAGCAGGAACACUUUCUUGACUUCCUUCGUCAAUUAUUAUGCUUCAAUCGAGGCCAAGUGUCUCCGUCUUACGUCUGCUUGACCACUAUAGGACCUACAACCUUAUGGCUGCUAUAGUAUCUAGUUAUACUAGCUUUGGAUUUGAAGUUAUAGGAUUAUUUUCAAAUAUGCUUAAUGUUUAAUACUUUGAGUUGAAGUUAUAGGAUUUACAGAUAUAUGUUUUGAAGUUAUAUGAUUCUCUAUGGGAUGAAAUAUUUGUGUUGAACAAAUAUGUGAUGUGUAAUAUUCCAUGACGAUAUGAA
Zea mays is the source of this 1212-nucleotide messenger RNA. RefSeq names its product isoleucine--tRNA ligase, chloroplastic/mitochondrial. The transcript has 4 exons. Lineage: Eukaryota; Viridiplantae; Streptophyta; Magnoliopsida; Poales; Poaceae. The coding region runs from base 674 to 913 and encodes 79 amino acids. The record is from RefSeq and is a predicted model, not a curated record.